Molecule: messenger RNA, 462 nt
Organism: Arxiozyma heterogenica
Lineage: Eukaryota; Fungi; Ascomycota; Saccharomycetes; Saccharomycetales; Saccharomycetaceae
Gene: RPR2
Product: ribonuclease P protein subunit RPR2
Exons: 1
Coding region: 1-462 (153 amino acids)
Biological process (GO): tRNA processing
Cellular component (GO): nucleolar ribonuclease P complex
Source: RefSeq, a predicted model, not a curated record
AUGGGGAAACAGCAACAAAAACAGCAAGGAAAAAAGAAGUCAAGAAUAGAUGAGAAUGGUACUUUAUUAAUAGAUCCACCUAAGUCUGUUAAUGCCAAUAGAGAAAAUUAUCAAAGAUUGAAUUAUUUAUAUCAAUUAUCGACAUGGUCUACACUGAUGACUUCGAACGUGGAUAAUGGAUCUAUGGCUCGAAUGUACAACAAAAAUUUAGACUUAAUUAGCAAAAAAGUAAAAUGUAAUGUAUCACCUGAUAUUAAACGAGGCAUAUGCAAGAAAUGUAAUAGACGAUUGAUACCCACUAGGACAUGUAAGAUAAUUUUACAAAAUAAAUCAAAGAAAAAAACAAGUAUAAAUGAUGACUUUGUGAUAAAAUGCCAAUGCGGCACUGAAAAGGUGUUUAGAAUUGGGUUGAAUAGAAAAUAUAACUCAUUCUAUAAAAGAAGUCUAGUACAGAUGCCGUAG